UGGCUCUUUCCCAGAACAGAGUUUUGCGUUAUACCUUCUCGACCUUGAGAAAUUUGGGAACAUAAAGGGAUGCAUGUGUAUAUAAAGAGUUACAGUUACAACCUUCUCUUACAUUCAUAGAAAAGAGACCAUGAAGACCCUGAUAUUCCUGGCUUUGCUUGGAGCAGCGUUUGCUGCAGCGGAAGAUAAGAUUGUCGGAGGCUACGAGUGUCCCAGAAACUCAGUUCCCUACCAGGUGUCUCUGAACGCUGGAUACCACUUCUGCGGUGGAUCCCUCAUCUCCAGCCAGUGGGUUGUGUCUGCUGCUCACUGCUACAAGUCUCGUAUCCAGGUCCGUCUUGGCGAGCACAACAUCGCUGUGAACGAGGGCACUGAGCAGUGGAUUGAUGGUGCCAAGAUGAUCAAGCACCCGCAGUACAACAGCUACAACCUGGACAACGACAUCAUGCUGAUCAAACUGAGCCGCCCCGCCAACCUCAACAAAUGCCCCGAGGCCGACGAGAACUGCCUGGUGUCCGGGUGGGGCAACACCUCCGCCAACGGAAACAACUUUCCAGACAGGCUGCAGUGUCUGAGGCAGCCCAUCAUCGAUGACAGGAUCUGCAGGAACGCCUACUCCCACCUCUUCACCGAGAACAUGGUCUGCUCCGGAUUCAUGCACGGAGGUGCCAGCAGCUGCCAAGGAGACUCUGGUGGUCCUCUGGUGUGUAAUGGUCAGCUGCAGGGAGUCGUGUCCUGGGGUUACGACUGCGCCAUGAAGGGACACCCCAGCGUCUACGCCCGUGUGUGCCGCUACAACAGCUGGAUCAGCAUCACCAUGACCAACAACUAAACGCACACAGUCGUCCAUACAUCCACAUGCAAGCUGACAUUAGAGCACCAUACUCCGUGUUCAUACUCAGGUUAUUUGUAAACACGCUCUGUAUUACUAUUUUAUUCAUAUACAUCUCAUUAAUCACAUGUUUAGGCAUAUUAUUCACAAAGAAUUGGAAAAGAAUAAUACAAAUAUAUAAUAGCAUUCAGUGAAUUAGUUUUGUUUUUUUACAUUAAAUUUCCCAAUUCCCAAUAUUACCAUGCUUUGUAUUCUCAGUGAUUCUGUAUCCAUUCUGUGCUGUCACAAUGCCACUGCUGUUUUGAAAUUCAUAAUGAAACAUAAUUUUUUUGCAAAACAUCCAAGUAUAAUAUCUAAUUUGUACUUAUGUAAUAUAGACAUAUGCAUAUCUAUGAAAUGCCUUUUGCACUCAGCUACUGUGGGCACUGGGGUGAUAUGGGAGACAAGCAAACUUGAGUAAAUAAGCAGUAAGGCAUCACUGUAUUUCACUUGUCUGAAUUCUUUGCAUGCAUUCCUCAGAUGGCACUUUGUAAACUUUGCUGUUUCUUGUUUGCUGAAGCAACCUAAACAUACAAAGGGACAGAAGAGAGGGGGAAGCUAUGCAGCCAUAUCAAACAGGGAAGCAUGUGCACUGGUCAUAGAAAAAUGAUUUAGGGAUGGCGUGACAAUAAAUAUGAAUUUGAACUACAAGCAUUACAACAUAGAUUUAGCUUAAUCAUUAAGGCAAUACAUUGUCAAUUACAGAAACAUCCACCAUAGAUUAUAAUUUUACAGUUUUUAAAGCACCAAUUGUAUGCAUGUACACAUCAUCUGACACGAUCAAUAUAAAUCCUACACGCUGUUUAUACAGUAUAAAGACAGAUACAUGCACAUACUGUAAUCACUCUGUGUAUCCAUUCAGUGGUUGUUUGCACAUCUGAAAGGUUUACAACAGAAUCACUUGACUUGUAUAUAGACAUUUUAUUUUAUUGUUCAUUGGUGCUUUUUGUAUUUAUAUAUACACACACCUAUUUCUUCACAUGCAUACUUGUGGAUGUAAUAGCCCUCCUGUCUACCUUUAUUUGUCCAUCUUUAUUGUCCUUGUUUGGGCUCAUAUCCAUUGUGAUGUCUUGAGAGGUCGGGAGCUUUCCUCUGGGAGCUCUGGAGGUGGGGGUGCAGGAAAUGAAGACAGCCAAAACGUAGUUGUCAAACUUAAAUCCGGUGUAUUUAGUUCUUAUACAGGUUAACUUAUUUCUUACAGACAAACAAAACAGAUAUUCAAAUCAAAAACCUCUAGUUGUAUUCUCUUCACCUCUCCACUGACUCCUUCCCCCCUUUUAGCUGCUGUACUAGGGCAAUCAGCUGAUAUGGUACAGCUGGGCAGCAACUUCUAAUCCCUGCUGCGUCCACCAGGAGGGAAUGCAUCUCCCAUCUAUGACCCUGCCUCUCAUGGCAUCACACUAUUUGACACAAGAGGGAGCCCCUCCUGUACCACACAUUUAUGGAGUGGACAUAGUGACAUGCUUACAUCGAUGAUUUUUAUUUUUAUUUGUUUAUUUAAUGGACAAUGGAGAGUCUGCCACAGAGUUCGCCAGAUAGCUAAACUUCAUCCGCAGUCCCUGGGCACAAAAUAUGUAUGGCAUCAAACGCUGAAAUUCAGACAGGGCUACAGAGGAUAAACAUUGCAUCAUACAAAACUAAAAGCAGGAAUACUACUAUGUUUAGUAACUUGUGGUUAAUGGUCACAUGAUUGGUUUCAUGUUUCAGACUGUUCAACCUGUGCUGUACUUCACAGUCGCCUCUGGUAGAUGCUCUUGUUUGCCAGAUAUUAUCUGAGUAUAUGUGAAGCAAACUGUCAGUGGGGG
Molecule: messenger RNA, 2676 nt
Organism: Cottoperca gobio
Lineage: Eukaryota; Metazoa; Chordata; Actinopteri; Perciformes; Bovichtidae
Product: cationic trypsin-like
Biological process (GO): proteolysis
Molecular function (GO): serine-type endopeptidase activity
Source: RefSeq, a predicted model, not a curated record